AUGGGUAGUUCUCAAUCUUUUCCAAAACUUAGUAAAGAGGAAACUAAGAUAUUUUUAGACGGAGGAUACAGCGAAAUCCCAUAUAAAGUCCCUAAGGAUAACAAAAUACAAAUAAUUAACGCUUCAUGUAACAAAAUACAGAAAUUACCGCAAAAUUUGUCAAAUUUAGAAAUUUUAGUCCUCAGUGAAAAUGGAUAUGUUGAGGUUCCUCAGCAGGUGGUCGAAGUAAUUUCAACGUGUCCACUCUUGAGAAUGAUUUGUUUGUCUUUUAAUAAAUUAACUAGUCUACCGCAUAGUAUUUUAAUGCUCAAAAGCUUAAGAUGGUUAGAAUUGAUGCAAAAUAAAAUAGAACAUAUUGAUUUUGGACUACUCGAUAUUGAAUCAGUCGACAUAUCUUCAAAUUACCUAAAUAGACUUCCUCUAUUCCCUUCAACGCUUACUAAUUUCAAUGUCGACUACAAUUACGUUCAAAAUGUCAAAAUUAAUUUACCAAAUUUAACAAGAUUUUCGAUCAAAAUGAAUAAAGUUUCUAAUUUUAUAUUCAAACAAUCUGCUCCCUCAUUAACUCGCAUAGACAUCUCGAUGAACGAUCUCCAGGAGCUCCCAAACUUCGAGGAAUAUUGUCCUGCGCUUGAAAUUUUGGAUGUUUCAAACAACUACAUUAAAACAUUCCCAAAACUGCCGAUUUCAAUUACAGAGCUUUACAUUUACGAUAAUUUAAUCGAAGAAAUCCCAGAAGAAAUUUCAAAUCUUGAAUGUCUAUCAAAACUUGAUGCUCAUGAGAAUAAGAUCAAGAAGAUUCCGAAAUUACCUCAUUCUCUUACAAGUUUGGAGCUUUACGAAAACGAAAUUGAAGAAAUCGAAGAUGAUGAGCUUCCAAACUUGUUUUUGGCCAAUCUCGUUAGGAACAAAAUCAAAGUAUUCCCAAAGAUGUUGAAGAAUGUCCCUAAAUGUUAUAUAUUUAACAAUGAAAUUUCUGAAAUUCCAAACGAAAAUUUGGGAGACAAGCUUAGUUUCAUCAAUUUUGCGAAGAAUAGCUUAACAGAUAUACCUCAGUCUUUGCUUAAUUACAAAAAUAUGUCUCAAGUUCAUUUUCAAAGUAAUAAAAUCAAGAAAUUUCCAGAGGAGUUCAAAAGCAUGGCACCAGAGUUCUUAGGAUUAUCUUUAAAUCCUCUUGAAAGUGUAGAUAAUGUUCCUACAACUCCCAAAGUGCUUGCAAUGGGAUAUUGCGGGAUUAAUUCACUUCCAACCAUAGAACUAUUCAAAUCUUUGGAAGUUGUCCAUUUUCCAGGUAAUAGUUUGACAGAAUUUCCUUUCAUUCCGUUGUUGAAGGAAGCUUAUUUGUCAAGAAACAAAAUCAAGCAGUUUCCAAAGUUUCCUGAAAACAUGGAAGUCAUAGACCUUUCCUUUAACGAAAUUGCAGAUACUGCUGAGCUCUAUUUCCCUAUUCUCGAAGAUUUGGACAUAUCUCACAACAGAAUUUCCCAACUUUCAAACAUUUCCCUUCCGAAAGUUGUUUCUUUGAAGAUAUCUGAUAAUCCCAUUGCUCAAACCCUUGUAUAUGGCCAGUUCCCGCUGUUAGAAAAUGUUGAUAUCUCAAAUACCAAAGUCAAAUUCAGCGAAAAGGUUCCUGAUUCUAUCAGGGAAAUCAUCAGCAGUGUUGGAGAACCAUCCAUACAAAGGAAAGUAUUCCCCAAGUGCCAGUGGGUCGGAGUUUCUGAAAUGAAAGGAAUCAGACCAACGCAAGAAGAUGCCGUUAUAUGUUAUCCGUUCGCUCCAAAUGGAAUCCAUAUAUUUUCUGUGCUUGAUGGCCACGGAGGAUCGAAAACUUCGAACUUUGCUGCGUGUGACUUGUUUAAUAACCUUUCUAAACUUGAGAAGGUCGAUGAAAAUACGCUGUCAGGAUCUGUAUCAGCAACACUUAAAUCCCUCAAAGCGCAGCACUUCAACGAUGGCUCUACAAUGGCAUUAGCCGUAAUUACACCUAAUAGACACAUUUUUUCAUGUCACUUAGGUGAUUCCAGGACCAUUGUUGUACGCCGCGAUGGCUCCAUUAGCCAUUUUACUAAAGAUCACAAACCAGAUGAGAAAUCCGAAGUUAAAAGAGUUCUCAGUCAGCAUGGAUUUAUUCUAAAGCACCGUGUUAUGGGACUCCUUGCUGUUUCCAGCUCUCUUGGCGAUUUUGAAGUGGUUGGAAUCGGACAUCAGCCUGUAAUUAGAGAAUGGGUGAUAGAUGAGUCCGACAAAUGGCUUGUCAUAUGUUGUGAUGGAGUAUUUGACGUUCUAACAAACGAAGAAGUGGGGAAAAUUUGCCAAAAUGCAACAUCGGCUUCAGCAUUAGCAUAUGAUAUUAAGAAUAUUGCCUUUGAGCUUCUUAGCCAGGAUAAUAUAUCAUGUAUAGCCGUGGACCUUGAGAAUAUGGCAUUCUCAAAUUAA
This is a messenger RNA of Trichomonas vaginalis G3, 2436 nucleotides long. RefSeq names its product protein serine/threonine phosphatase protein. The transcript has a single exon. The coding region runs from base 1 to 2436 and encodes 811 amino acids. The record is from RefSeq and is a predicted model, not a curated record. Gene Ontology annotation, molecular function: protein binding. Lineage: Eukaryota; Parabasalia; Trichomonadida; Trichomonadidae.